Molecule: messenger RNA, 4402 nt
Organism: Parnassius mnemosyne (clouded apollo)
Lineage: Eukaryota; Metazoa; Arthropoda; Insecta; Lepidoptera; Papilionidae
Source: the annotation of a GenBank genome assembly
CUCAAGGCUGCGGCCGAAAGCCGCGCAACGUGGGACCCCAUUCCCUUGAGGUGAGCGGUAGACUCAUGACACGCUCUGCGGCCAAUUGGCCGUGCUGACCAUGCAAUUGGUGGUGAUGCCUUACACUUACAUCACGUCUGCAGGAACGGCGGUCUUGCAGGUGGUGGCGCUCACGGAAGGCUUUUUAUGGUCAGUGUGUCGAUUGUUGCCUAACCCGUGUGACGUACAUUUCACUGUGGCUGGAUUUGAUCGUAUUCUGUAUGGCGUUUACACGCAUUGACAUGCGCGACUUCGGUCGAUGUUUGUGCUUACGCACUAUCAAGGGGCCAAGUCCUCUUUUACUGGUUCGCCAGUUAUUUUGCUGUGGACUACGGUCCAGUUCCCAACUUUGCGUACCCUUCGGGGGGAGCGCAUUAAAAUGGUUGGCGCUCACCGUGCGCGGCGUGUGUGGGGCCGUGUACCUCCUCCACAUUUUUUUUAAAAUGUGGGAGAGCGAAGCCCUUGUAGCUGGUAUUUGAUAUAAAUAUUGUGAGCCUUUUCCAAGCGGGAAGGGAUUAAUUAAUAAGGAAUUGACUGUUGUGAACCAGAUACAAGUGGAAUAGGGACAAUUUAUUGUUCUUAACCUUUUUGAGCUCUGUCUUCGUGAACGGGGUUCUUUAGCUUAUAAGACUCUACCAACAGCUUUCGAUUGCUCUCGUGAAUAUUCAUUCUUCCAAGAUACACCUAAAAGAACUAAGUUACUAUACAAACACAACGUAAAAAAGGGUCCUAACUAAGACGAUCACGCCAUAAAUUUAUUAAACGGCCUAUAUUUAAACCUUUAGAAAGAUCAAGUUAUACUGGUCACGUAAAUUAGAUAUAUUUAUAUAUCUUACAGAUAUAGAUUCUAAAGAAAUACAAGUAUAAGUGGGAUAUACUAGAAAAGAGAAAAAAGAUGGGGGGGGGGGGGGUUCGUUACACUAUGCAAGUAUUUACAAAUUUUGACGCCACGGCUGGACACGUCCCUCCCGUCGCAAUGAGACGUAUUUACGCUACCAGGUUUUAACUUUAAAGUAUGGCGUCCUUUUACGACAAAAAAAUACUUGCAAGUAUGAGAAUACUUGCAUAGGAAAAUGAUCCAUAUCUCAAUAGUAAUAAGAAACUCAAUCGUAUUUGUGAAUGAAAAAUACUUUGAACUUCAAAGUAUUUUUUUUAUUUAUACGACUUUGCUCCUUAGUCAUAAUAGCCUAACAUGGAAAGCGGGUCGAAUUCCUAUGCAAGUAUUCUUCCUUAUAUAUUACUAUACUCUUUGCAAGUAUUUUCAAACUGACACCGCGCUGGACACGUCGCGUACCUAGUAAGUAAUAAGAAUUAUGUUUAUAUUCGAGGAAGUAAAAGUUUUGUUUCGAUUACUUGUAAAUUCAAUUGUUAUUGUGAACUGAUUACGUAACCUACUGACCGUGACCAAAGAUGUUUUAUAGGUCCAGAUACCGUGUUGCUAACACACCGCAACGUUCAUAAUGAAGACAGUCUUUGAUUCAUGUGUGCGUGAAUACCACGUGACGCGCAUAUCUUACGCACCAUGACUGCAUUAAUGUGCGUGACUUCGGUAAUAACAGUGCGAAUCGAUUACCCAAAAAAUGUGGGAGAUUUUAUAUUUCAUUCCUAUUGAAGUACCUAUUGAUUCUAAGAGUAUAAAAUGUGUGUGCGUGGCGUGUGCAUUUGUGUGUGUGUGUGUGUGUGUGUGUGUGUGUGUGUAUGGGGAUAUGGUUGCUUAUGCGUGUUUUAUGUAGGUACGAACAUCGCAUUAAAAUAUUGAAGAUAUGUAAAAAAACCUAUAAUUAAUGUAACAGUUAAAAUAAAUAAAAAAGCACAGUAGAUAUUUAUGUAUGUAACAUAUUUAUAAUCUAUUAUUACUAAAUAUAUACAAAGUACUACACUUUUGUACUGUAGAACACAAAUUAUUGACACUUUUUACGAAGACAUUAAAUUAUUUUUCAAUCCUAAGUAAAAUGACGAAAAAAAGUAAAUGAGGAUCAGUAAAGUUAUAGAAAAUUCAAUAAAACUAGUAUCCAUGUUAUUCUUUAUGAGAUAAGAAUUAUAUAUCUUUUUGAAAUAGCCAAAUCGGACCAUUAUUUACGAAAAUAUUAAGUAAUAAACAUAGGCCGUUUCUGUCGCUAAAAGUCGAUGUACGCAGGUCCGCGUGACGUCACAGCGACGGAAACGAACGCGUCAUAGUAGUUCAUACAUGUAUUCUGUGGUAGUUCACGAUUCGUUGGAGUGCGGAGACGCGGUUGGGCACUAUAUUUAGAAAUUUAUUUGAAUAAAGUGUUGUUACAGUAUAAUUUUGUGAUUGUUUAAGUAUUAAACGUACAUAAUAUGAGUGCUAAUAAAGUAGAAGCUAGUUUUGUGCAAGCUCAAUCAGAUAACCUUCCAAAAGUGGAUUCUUUCAUGGUAUUUGAUUAUCUAAGUAAUCAUUCUAAGUUCACCAGCGCCGAAAUCCGUGGUUGGAAACUACAAAGGUAAGGGUGCUGCUUAUUUAUCUACGUUCGUAGGUACCUAUUAGUAAUCUUUAGGAAUAAGCUGUAUAGGUAAAUGAAAGAAAGAAUGAAUGUUGUAUAGUUACAGGGACGUAUUCAUAACUUAUGAAUAAAGUGCUUAUAGUAUCUUGAUAAAAGGAAUGUUGUCUUCGUUCAUACAUAUGUAGAUCAUUUUGCAGAUGGUUUUUUAACUUACUUGCAUUUUAUUUAGUGCAUGGUUCCCUACACUUGCUGAUCUAUGACAGAAACCUUAAUAUUGGUUGCCAAUGGCAGUUUUUUUUUUGUCAUCUUGCUCAUUGUUACAAAUCAUUCGUUCAGUAUGUAUUUAAGUAGGAUGACUUGUAUUGUAUAAAUGAAAAGUGUAUAUAAUACUAGCGAACGCCCGAGGCUUCGUACGCAUAGACUACUAUUUAUUUAUCGUAGAGGAACCGUGUAUUUUUCCGAGAUAAAAUACUUUUUAUACCAGAAAAAUGCACGGUUGCUGUAAAAUUUCAUACAUAUCUGUUCAGCAGUUUUUGCUUGAAAGAGGAGCAAAGAUCCAUUCAUCCUCAUAAACUUUCACAUUUAUAAUAUUAGUCGGAAGUAAGAUAGUAGGAUAGGAUAGAAUGUUGUUAUUUGUAUAUUUUUAUUUGUUUUUUUUUAUUUAUUACAGAUCAGCACGUGAAACCUAUGGAGAUGAUGCUGUAGGAUUUGUUCAAGUCCAGAGGUCGGGACAUGUAUGUACGGUAAAAGCAAAAAUAACGCCUGAACAUAGAAUAAAAAGUAAAGCGUAUAGCUGUACAUUUACAUGUGAUGAAAAAGAGGAAAUGGUUUUGAACGUGAACUGUCAUGACUGUGCUGCUCAAAAGGGAGGCUGCAAACAUAGCGUAGCAUUUUUGAUGUGGCUUCAUAGACGCAGCGAAGAGCCAUCUCCUACUGAAAAAAAAUGUUACUGGGCCAAACCAAAGCUGGCUACUAUAGGUACUAAAUUUAUAAAAGCUAAAGAUAUGGGUCCCAGCUCAGUUACUACUGAAGAUAAAAAUACUGAUAACACCAAUUCAGAUCAGUUUUUCCUAGCAGUUGUGCAAAGCCUAAAGGAAAAUUCUAUCAAAAAUCAGUUAUCAGUAUACGUUACAAAGAAUGAGUAUAAAAAAUUGUCUUUGCAUAACCUCGUUCAUCAAUACAAAAAUGAAGGCAAUAAUAUAAAUAGUGCAGAUGAUUUUAUUGAUUAUUGUUCUACUAAAAUCACCAUAGAGAAAUGUCACAAAGCAGAGGAAGCAACAGUUUGUCAAGCUAGUUCACCGUUAUGGCAUGAGUUAAGGUAUUGUAGAAUAACCGCGUCUAAAGUUCACGAAGCCGCACAUUGCAAGACUCCUGAUGGUGCUUUGAUUGAACAAAUAUUUGGUGCCUAUGUACCAGAGACUCUGUCUAUGAAAAGAGGCAAACGAUUGGAAUCCAAUGUCAGAGCAGAAGUAGCCAAAACAAGGAAAAUAGUUAUUGAAAAUUGUGGUUUCUUUUUAAAACCUGAUUGGCCUCAUUUGGGUGCUUCUCCGGAUGGAUUGACAAGUGAAUACGUAGUAGAAAUAAAAUGUCCCUCGACAAAGAAAGGAAAGGAAAGUUUUGUAAAGAAUAGUGUUAUCGGCAGCAAAUGGAAAGCUCAAAUUCAGCUACAAAUGUUUUUUUGCAAUAAAGUCAAGGGAUUGUUUUGUGUAGCUAAUGAAAAUUUUGAAAGCAAUAAAAAAGUGGAAAUAUUUGAAGAAGAUUAUGAUGAAAAUUAUUGUACUGAUCUUUUAGAGAAGUCCACGCAUUUUUGGAAAACAUCAGUGUUUCCGAAACUGGUUGAGACUUAAAAUUAUUCUUUUAUUAAUAAUAUAACAUGUGCUUUUGAUGUUGCGAGGUUGUCC